GGCCAUGGCGGCCCCGCACACGGAGAAGCUGGAGGGAGGCGUCCCGGCCCCGCCGCCCCCGCCGGGGCCCCCGCACCCCGCGGGCAGCGCCGCCGCCGGCGGGCCCGGCCGCAAGCAGGGGAAGGCAGGGCUGCAGAUGAAGAGCCCCGAGAAGAAGCGGCGCAAGUCCAACACGCAGGGCCCCGCCUACUCGCAUCUCUCGGAGUUCGCCCCGCCGCCCACCCCCAUGGUGGACCACCUGGUGGCCUCCAACCCCUUCGAGGAUGACUUCGGGGCCCCCAAGGUGGGGGCGACCCCCGCCCCCUUCCUGGGCAGCCCUGUCCCCUUCGGCGGCUUCCGCGUCCAGGGGGGGAUGUCGCCGCAGGUGCCCCCCGGGUACGGCGGAGGCCCCCAGCCCCUACGGAGGCAGCCUCCCCCCUUCGCGCCUGGGCAGAUGGGCCCGGCCUUCAGCAUGCCCCCCCAGAACCCCGGCUACGUGCAGCCCGGGGGCAUGAGCUUCCCAGGGCAGCCCUUCAGCCAGCCCCUCGGACAGAACUUCAGCCCCCCCACGGGGCAGCUCAUGCAGGGGCCCGUCGGGGGAUUCGGGCCCAUGAUCUCCCCCACCAUGGGGCAGCCCCCACGGGGGGACAUGGGCCCCGGGCCAGCCCUCAACCCCCCCGGGGGGCCGGCGGUGGCUCAGCGCUUCGGCCAGCCUGGUAACCUCUUUGGACAGUCACCCAUGCAGCGCCCUGGGCAGAAUGUGCCCCCGCUGCCCCCCACCGCCAGCCCCUUCCCCGGGGCCGACCCCGGCUUCCCCACUGGCGGCGAGGAGGGGGGCAAGAGCCUCAACCCGCCCCCCAGCACCUUCGCCCAGGAGCAGCACUCAGGCUCCCCUGCCGCCGUCAACGGGGCGCAGCCCGGCUUCGCCCCCAACAGCGCCGGCCGCGGCGCUGGCACCCCUGAAACCAACAGCCUGCCGCCGCCUCCCCCCGGCAAGGCGGCCGGCGGCUCGGGGCACCAGCCUCCGCCGGGGUUGGUGUACCCCUGCGGGGCUUGCCGCAACGAGGUGAACGACGACCAGGACGCCAUCUUGUGCGAGGCCUCCUGCCAGAAGUGGUUUCACCGGGAGUGCACGGGGAUGACGGAGAACGCCUACGGGCUGCUCACCACCGAGGCCUCCGCCGUCUGGGCCUGCGACUUCUGCCUGAAGACGAAGGAGAUCCAGUCGGUCUACGUCCGGGAGGGCAUGGGACAGCUGGUGGCCGCCAACGACGGCUGAGCCGCCCUCCCGCCGCCAUGUACAGCCUUCCCUGCCGAUUUAGGACCAAACCCCCUUUUUUUUGUAGCCGUCAACCCCCUGCCAUCAGCCAGAGAGACAGUGCCGGGCACCGGCUGCUGCUGGGAGCCGCCGUAGGCCCAGGGUGCUGCUGGCCGCGCUGCUGCCAGCCCCUGGCUGCGGGGGUGGGGGGCUCCGGCCCCGGUGUGCUGGGACUCCCCGGUGCUUCCCCGGCCCCCCAGCUCUGGCCGGUGGGGUCAGUGCCCUGGGCGGGGGGGGGCAAGAUGGUCCCCACCACCAUCUGUGAGCCCCUGUGAUGCCAUGCAGCAGCCCUGCUGCCCCCCUCCAUGUGCUUGGAGUCCCGCUGCUCCCCAGUGCCCGCCCCACCCCCCCGGUGCUUGGGGCCGUCCCGGUGGUCCCGUCCCCUCCCCCCGGUGCUCGGGACGGUUCCGGUGCCCCUCCCCCCCCCCCCGUUUUAGCUGAGCGUUAAUGGAAACUUUUGUACCGUCGCUAUAAAACUCUGGAACCCGCG
Molecule: messenger RNA, 1787 nt
Organism: Phalacrocorax carbo (great cormorant)
Lineage: Eukaryota; Metazoa; Chordata; Aves; Suliformes; Phalacrocoracidae
Source: RefSeq, a predicted model, not a curated record